UUUUGGCCCCGCCUUGUCUGUAAUCUCUGAGCUCUGAUUGGUCCGUGGUGGACGAAUACAGAAAUCGGAGAGGUGCUUUGAUGUGGAGAAGAAGGAGCCGCAGUGUGCCUGCGCGGAGAGGCCAAAACACACCAUGUCCAUUACCAAGCAUGUGAGGACGGGCCGCCGAUGAUGCUAGCUCUACCAUGGGCAGUGUCACGCUCCGCUACUUCUGCUAUGGCUGCCUCUUCACGUCGCUGACGUGGUCCGUCCUGCUCUUCCUCUACUUCAGCCUGAGUCAGGAGAGCCGCCUGUCCUCCAGCCAUGUGCCCAUCCAGGGGGCGCAGCACCGCUUCCAGCCGCGCUUCACUCGCCGCCCCGCCCCGCCCAACAGAGCGCACGGACACGACGGUCGCCGCGGCGACCUCUCACCCGAGAUGGGAAUGAUUUACAAUGAGAAGGAUCAGGAAGUGAGGGAUACAGGCUACCACAGACACGCCUUCAAUGUCCUCAUCAGCAACAGGAUCGGAUACCACAGAGACCUGCCUGAUACCAGGAAUGAAAAGUGUAAAGGGAAGACGUAUCCGUUAGCGUUACAGACGGCCAGCGUGGUGAUCUGCUUCUUUAACGAGGCGUUCUCGGCCCUGCUCAGGACAGUGCACAGCGUCCUGGAUCGAACGCCCAGUUACCUCCUGCACGAGAUCAUCCUGGUGGACGACAACAGCGAGCUAGAUGACCUGAAACAGGAUCUGGAUGUAUACAUACAAACUAACCUGCCAGACAAAGUGAAGUUGGUGCGCAAUAAGAGGAGAGAAGGACUGAUCAGGGGGAGGAUGAUCGGAGCCUCACAUGCUACAGGUGAGGUCUUGGUGUUCCUGGACAGUCACUGUGAGGUGAACGAGGCGUGGCUGCAGCCGUUGCUGAGCCCGAUCAAAGAGAACCGCCGCACGGUGGUGUGUCCAGUCAUCGACAUCAUCAGCGCGGACACGCUGCUCUACAGCCCCUCUCCCAUCGUCAGGGGGGGCUUUAACUGGGGGCUGCACUUUAAAUGGGACCCUGUUCCUGUAUCGGAGCUCAACAACCCCAGCGGAGCCAUCAGGUCUCCUACGAUGGCCGGGGGUCUGUUCGCAAUGGACAGAGAAUACUUCAACGAGCUCGGACAGUACGACAGCGGCAUGGACAUCUGGGGCGGAGAAAACCUAGAGAUCUCAUUCAGAAUCUGGAUGUGUGGAGGUCAGCUCCUGAUCAUGCCCUGCUCGAGAGUGGGCCACAUUUUCCGUAAGCGUCGGCCGUACGGCUCACCCGGAGGACAGGACACGAUGGCGCGGAAUUCCUUGCGUCUGGCCCACGUCUGGAUGGAUGAGUACAAGGAGCAGUACUUUGCCCUGCGUCCUGAGCUCAGGAACCGUGACUUUGGGGACAUCAGUGACCGUCUGGCCGUGCGCGAGCGCCUGCAGUGUCACUCCUUUAAGUGGUAUCUAGAUCAUGUUUACCCAGAAAUGCAGCUGUCUUCACCUCAGAAUAAAGCACAGCCACCUGUCUUCUUUAACCGCGGCGUCAAAAGGCCCAAAGUGCUGCAGCGUGGCCGGCUGCGUAAUCUGCUGGCCGAGAAGUGUCUGGUGGCUCAAGGGCGUCCCAGCCAGAAGGGCGGCACUGUCGUGGUGAGACCCUGCGAUUCUCAGGACCCUGAACAGGAGUGGGCGUAUGAUGAGGAACAUGAGCUGAUCCUGGCCGGGUUGCUGUGUUUGGACAUGUCAGAGAUCCGCUCGGCUGAUCCUCCUCGCCUCAUGAAGUGUCACGGCUCGGGCGGCUCUCAGCAGUGGAGUCUCGGGAAGAAUAAUCGUCUGUACCAGGUGUCUGUCGGUCAGUGUCUGGCCGUCCUCGACCCGCUCAGCCAUAAGGGUUACGUUGCCAUGGCGAUCUGCGAUGGCUCCGAGGGCCAGCAGUGGCAGCUAGAGGGAUGAUGAAGCUCGGCAAGGCUCUGACCCCACACACACACACACACACACACACACACACACACACACACACACACACACACACACACUUCGCCCCCUGCAGCCUGUGGAGUGAACUAAAGGCUGAUAAAUGGCAGAAAAAUGGACCAAUAAGCACGCAGCACGUAUUCUGUUGUCAGUAUGGCUGACGGAGCGGGUUAGCGUUGUUUCUGUACUAGCCGUGUGGCUUUCUGAUCCGCCGUCACGGCGAUAAUCACGUCACUGAGCUCGUAUAGUGAAGUGUUCGCUCUUUAGAGACGUCUCUCUUUUUUUUUUCAGUAUUCUACAACUUCAGUGGAAGUCCUUUUUUAAUUUAUAAUUUCAAGCAGCUUGUUGAAAUCUUAACCUGUUUGCACAGUGAUUUUUGCAGAGACAAUUCAGAAAUGUAAAAUGUAAAUUUAGAUGUUAUGGAAGUGUAUCGACUUUUAGAUUUGUGUACUUUGAUAUUAAUUUGUAAUUAUGUUGAGCGUGGCAUUUUGCUUCAAGGUUCAUUUUCUUUAGAGAAAAGAAGAACGUGUAACAGCAGUGUUAAACAUCUCAGUCGUGUUUCAUUUGACUUUCUUUUAUCUUACUGCACUACAGAAUUACUCUUCAGUUCAUGAUGUGCUUAUAGAAAUUAAUCAAGAUAAAAAGAAAUAUAAUGCAGACUAGGCUUGUGCGAUAUUGAUUUUUCCUGCUCACAGUUUACAGUAACAAAAACUCAUGACUCACAGAACCACAGGCAUAAAACACACAAGAAAAAGAGCAUUUCCACGGGUUCACGUUUAAGGCACGUAUAAUAAUAAUAAUAAUAAUAAUAAUAAUAAUAAUAAUAAUAUUAGCAGCUGUGCAGUUGGGAAUUGUGGAAUCCUGAAAACUCAGUGGUGAAUUUUUAGAAAAUUUAAAAAAUUUUUAGAUUAAAAAAAAUACAUUUCCGAUCAAUAAAAUCGCUUGUGUAAUGUCCAAAUGGCUGACAUUUUCUCCAUUGUUCUGUGUGUUUGAACCAAAAAAAAAAAAAAAAACAGCAUUUAAUCACUUUCUAGUGUUCAUUGCCAUUAACGUUAUUUGUAAAAUAUUAGAUUUGACAUGUUGUUGUAGGAAUAUUAUUUUAGGUCAAAAAUUUUCCGCCUUUUUCUGCUGUAUUUCACUGAUAUUAGCUAUAUAAUCUUGUCUAAUAUUAGCUAAGUCAAACACACAGUGAUGGAUUUUAUUUCAUGUUAAUCAACUCUAAACAGUCUUUAUUUACCGUGACAGAAAGCAUGUAAGAUGGUGUAAUGAACAAAGUUCAGUACACCUUCAUGAAUCAUUCCAGAUUCAUAUGCUAAUUGUCUCGUCUCCUGGUUUAUUGUGGAGAAAAAGCCCUUUUGGCGUAUUUUUGAGUGAUCGCUCGUACUAACGUAACUUGAGGACAGAAUCACAGACUGCGUAAAAGUUGGCAAUAUAAUAUAAUCAGCAUAAACCUUACUGAAUAUCGUGGGAAAGUGUAAAAUCAUGUAGGGACGAUUAAAUCGUUAUCGCACAAGCCUACCAUAGACACAGCCCUUUAAGUUGAAAGGACGGAUCAAGACAGCAGUGAAGUAUGAAGUAGAGGUGUGUAUCAGGACUGAGGGGGAAAAGUCAUGUCGAUGGACGUAAGUUUAGACGUGGUGGAGUGCUUGCACGGGGCUCAGCGGUGAGUUUACCAUGUGAUGUAACUGCUUUGGUGUAAAGGUCUGAUUUCAUUUCAUUUCAUUUCAUUUUGGAAUGCAGAGCGACCAAGUUUAUUAGAAAUAUUGUGGGUGGGUACAAACGAUAAAAUACAUGCAGGAGUGGGAUUAAAUACAGUCCUGUGCACAGCUCUAGUAUGAAGUAAAGGUCAGUUAUAUACUUUUUUUUUUCCAUUCUGCUGUGAAAGUAGAUGGUUUGAUUUUAAAUAUGAAGUGCUGUUUUCAUAUCCUCUGUUCUCUUUUGUAAAUGAUGGUACCAAUAAAGACAUCCUAAAUA
Molecule: messenger RNA, 3938 nt
Organism: Pangasianodon hypophthalmus (striped catfish)
Lineage: Eukaryota; Metazoa; Chordata; Actinopteri; Siluriformes; Pangasiidae
Gene: galnt11
Product: UDP-N-acetyl-alpha-D-galactosamine:polypeptide N-acetylgalactosaminyltransferase 11 (GalNAc-T11)
Exons: 12
Coding region: 186-1943 (585 amino acids)
Biological process (GO): regulation of Notch signaling pathway
Cellular component (GO): Golgi apparatus
Molecular function (GO): Notch binding
Source: RefSeq, a predicted model, not a curated record